Messenger RNA from Lathyrus sativus (Indian pea), 1293 nucleotides. The record is from the annotation of a GenBank genome assembly. Lineage: Eukaryota; Viridiplantae; Streptophyta; Magnoliopsida; Fabales; Fabaceae.
AUGGCUUCAUUACAAUCCUUUUCAUCUAUUCUUUCUGCUUCAAAUUCAUCAUCUUCUUAUUCGUCAGAAAGAAUCAUUAAAUCCUCUUUCCAUGUCCCAAAACUUUCUAAAAUAAUUUCUAUAGCUCCAAAAACAAGACCAAGCAGAAAGCUAUUUGAAGAACUAAACGGUCAACUCACACACACAAUCAUCCAACAAAAUGAUCAUCAUUAUUCAUCCAAUAAUUCCCUUUCUCCAUCAUCCAAAACAAAAACCAUUUCCCAACUCUAUGCAAUUCUCGAAUCCGUUUCCGACAGAAUAGAAAUGCAUCAAAACAUCUCCGAACAACGUGACAACUGGAACUCUCUUCUGUUAAACUCCAUCAACAUGAUCACACUCACCGCCUCCGCCAUGGCAGGCAUUGCAGCCAUAAGCGGCUCCGGCGCGUCACUUUUGGCCCUCAAACUAUCUUCCGCACUUUUGUUCUCAGCUUCAACUGGUAUGUUAGUCAUCAUGAACAAAAUCCAACCUUCACAACUAGCUGAGGAGCAAAGAAACGCAACAAGAUUGUUCAAAGAGCUUAAGUCUCACAUCGAAACCACAAUAGCAUUAGGCAAUCCCACUGAGAAGUAUAUAAAGGAUGCAAUUAAAAAAGUUUUAGCUCUAGAUAGAGCUUAUCCACUUCCUUUGUUAGGAGUUAUGAUUGAAAAGUUCCCUCAAAAAUAUGAACCUGCAACAUGGUGGCCUGCAAAAAGCUCACCUAGAAGAAGCAACGAGCAAAAUAAUGAAAUAAAACAAAAAGGGUGGAAGAAAAAUGGAUGGAAUGAAGGGUUAGAAAGUGAAGUAAAAGAUGUGUUACAAGUUAUGAAGAAAAAAGACAUGGAGGAUUAUGAGAGAUUAGGAAACUUGGUGUUGAAGGUUAACAAAACAUUAGCAAUUGCAGGUCCUUUACUCACUGGAAUUGCAGCUGUCGGGUCCACUUUUGUUGGGCAAGGUUCAUGGACAUCUAUAGUUCCUGUUAUGGCAGGAGCAUUGGCUACAGCUGUUAAUUCUCUUGAACAUGGUGGACAAGUUGGGAUGGUUUCUGAGUUGUAUAGAAACUGUGGUGGAUUCUUUCAAAUGAUGGAAAAUUCAAUUCAAGAGAAUAUAUUGGAGGAAGAUGAAGAACAAAGAGAAAAUGGAGAGUUGUUUGAAAUUAAAUUGGCUUUGAAGUUGGGAAGAAGUUUGUCACAGUUGAGAGAUCUUGCUAGAAAAUCAGCUUAUUCUCGCGUUGAGGGGACUACAGUAGAUGAAUUUGCUAGCAAGCUGUUCUAA